Molecule: messenger RNA, 1611 nt
Organism: Penicillium digitatum Pd1
Lineage: Eukaryota; Fungi; Ascomycota; Eurotiomycetes; Eurotiales; Aspergillaceae
Gene: cbhB
Product: putative 1,4-beta-D-glucan-cellobiohydrolyase
Biological process (GO): carbohydrate metabolic process
Cellular component (GO): extracellular region
Molecular function (GO): cellulose binding; hydrolase activity, hydrolyzing O-glycosyl compounds
Source: RefSeq, a predicted model, not a curated record
AUGACAAUGGACAUCAUGACCUCCACACCCUCCUUCAACAUCUACAGAAAUGCCCUGCUGUUGACAGCCUUUCUCGGGGCUGCACAGGCACAGCAAGUGGGCACAAACACUGCUGAAGUCCAUCCGUCCUUGUCUUGGCAAAAGUGCACCACUGGAGGCAGCUGCACUUCCCAAAACGGCAAGGUUGUCGUCGACGCCAACUGGCGCUGGGUUCACAAAACCGCCGGCUCCACCAACUGCUAUACUGGUAAUCGAUGGGAUACAACCAUCUGCCCGGACGAUGUUACUUGUGCCACCAACUGCGCCCUAGAAGGUGCCGACUACUCGGGCACUUAUGGUGUUACUGCCAGCGGCAGCUCUUUGCGGCUGAACUUUGUCACCCAGGCAUAUCAGAAGAACAUUGGCUCACGUCUCUACCUGAUGGCAGAUGAUAGCAAGUACGAAAUGUUCCAACUGCUCAAUCAGGAGUUCACUUUUGAUGUCGACGUCUCAAACCUUCCCUGCGGCUUGAACGGUGCGCUGUACUUCGUGUCCAUGGAUGAAGAUGGUGGCAUGGCACGAUAUCCGGCCAACAAAGCCGGUGCUAAGUAUGGUACUGGCUACUGUGAUUCUCAAUGCCCGCGAGAUCUCAAAUUCAUCAACGGCCAGGCCAACGUUGAAGGGUGGAAGCCGUCUUCCAACGAUGUCAAUGCUGGUACUGGCAAUUAUGGCUCUUGCUGUGCUGAGAUGGAUAUUUGGGAGGCCAACUCAAUCUCCACUGCAGUCACACCCCAUCCCUGCGAUGACCCAUCUCAGACUAGGUGCACUGGAGAUGCCUGUGGCGGUACAUACAGCAGUGACCGCUAUAGUGGUACUUGUGACCCUGAUGGAUGUGAUUUCAACCCGUAUCGCAUGGGAAACCAGUCUUUUUAUGGCCCGAGCAAGACCGUCGAUACAAAUUCCCCUUUCACUGUCGUGACUCAGUUUAUCACCAAUGACGGUACAUCUACUGGCACCCUCUCGGAAAUCAAGCGCUUCUAUGUGCAAAAUGGCAAGGUUAUCCCCCAGUCUGUAUCUACCAUCAGCACUGUUACUGGAAACUCUAUCACCGACUCUUUCUGCUCUGCUCAGAAGACCGCAUUCGGGGAUAUGGAUGUAUUCACUCAACAUGGAGGCAUGGCGGGCAUGGGGGCUGGUCUUGCUGAUGGCAUGGUUUUGGUGAUGAGUCUCUGGGACGACCACGCAGCCAAUAUGCUAUGGCUUGAUAGCACUUACCCAGCCACCGCCUCUUCGACGACUCCUGGUGGUGUUCGUGGUAGCUGCGACAUUUCCUCUGGCGAGCCUACCGAUGUUGAAGCUAACCAUGCGAACGCCUAUGUUAUAUAUUCAAACAUCAAGGUUGGUCCUCUCGGUUCGACUUUCAGCUCGACUGGCCCAGGGUCCGGCACUACCGCCAUCGCCACCUCCACCCCUACAACCACCACAACUACCACAACUACCACCGCUGGGUCAAACACAGCCAGCGCUGCUCACUACGCUCAGUGUGGUGGAAAUAACUGGACCGGUGCAACCACCUGUGCUAGCCCAUACACCUGUCAGAAGAAGACUGAGUACUACUCGCAGUGUCUUUAG